AAAAAAUUCUAUUUUCCUCCGUCUAUAAAUUGAGAACAUCCAUUUACAUCCUGAAAUGAGUUUUUAUGGACAACCCCUAGUUAUAGAUGGGAAAGGCCAUCUUUUAGGCCGAUUAUCAACUAUUGUAGCUAAACAUGCGCUUCAAGGGCAAAAGGUAGUUGUCGUUAGAUGUGAAAAGAUUAAUAUAUCUGGGAAAUUUAUUAGAAAUAAAUUAAAAUAUCUUGCAUUUUUGCGUAAAAGAUGUAAUGUUAAUCCUGCCAGGGGCCCUUUUCAUCUUAGAGCACCUAGCAAAAUUCUUCUAAGAACCAUUAGAGGUAUGCUACCCCAUAAAACCCAUCGUGGUAGUGAUGCUUUAAAAAGAAUAAAAGCUUUUGAAGGAAUUCCCCCACUCUAUAAUAAAUGUAAAAGAAGAGUAAUUCCCUCAGCAUUGAGAGUUAUCAAAUUAAUUCCUGGAAGAAGGUUUUGUGAAUUAAGCAGAUUAUCUCAUGAGGUAGGUUGGAAGUAUCAAAAAGUUAUUGAAACAUUAGAAACUAAACGUAUAUCUCAAGGAAAAAGAUAUUAUGAAAAAAAGAAAAAAGAGAGACAAAUAUUGGUCAAAGCUAAAAAAAAUGUUGCAGAAAAAAUAAAACCAUAUCAAGAUAUUAUUGAAUCUUAUGGUGGUCAUUAACUUGAUAUAUUAUAUAUAUUUAAAUUAUUAUUUAUAGAUAAUAAAUAAUUUUAUUUGUAAAAUUU
This is a messenger RNA of Gordionus sp. m RMFG-2023, 732 nucleotides long. Its product is annotated as large ribosomal subunit protein uL13-like. NCBI's taxonomy places the organism in Eukaryota, Metazoa, Nematomorpha, Gordioida, Chordodea, Parachordodidae. Bases 56 to 667 code for a protein of 203 amino acids. The record is from RefSeq and is a predicted model, not a curated record. The transcript has 7 exons. Gene Ontology annotation, molecular function: structural constituent of ribosome; mRNA binding. Gene Ontology annotation, biological process: translation; negative regulation of translation. Gene Ontology annotation, cellular component: ribosome; cytosolic large ribosomal subunit.